Molecule: messenger RNA, 906 nt
Organism: Penicillium cataractarum
Lineage: Eukaryota; Fungi; Ascomycota; Eurotiomycetes; Eurotiales; Aspergillaceae
Product: alpha/beta hydrolase
Exons: 2
Coding region: 1-906 (301 amino acids)
Source: RefSeq, a predicted model, not a curated record
AUGUCGAGUCCCCCGACCCUCAUCUUCAUACCAGGUUCCUGGCAUAGACCGAUAUGCUAUGACCCGAUCAUUAAGCUCCUGGAGCCCAAGUUCAAAUGUGUCGCAGUGCCUCUUCCAUCAACAGCACAUAACCCCGAAGCGAGUUUCAAAGAUGAUCUAGAUGUAGCCCGAGAUGCGAUUUCCGCCGAGACAAGUAACGGACGCAAUGUCGUUGUUAUUGCGCACUCGUAUGGCGGCAUGGUGGGCAACAGCGCCAUUAAAGGCUUUACAAAGCCAAAAGACGCUGAUGACAGUCCAUCAGGAUACGUCAUUGGUCUAAUUCUCAUAGCCUCUGGCUUCACCUUGACUGGGCUGUCCUUUAUGGAUCCUUUCUUCGGUCGUCCGCCGCCGGCCUGGCGUGUGAAUAACGAAACUGGCUACGCCGAGCUCGUUACUUCCCCACGGGAACUGUUCUACCACGAUCUGCCAGAGGACGAGGCCGAAUACUGGAUCUCCCAACUCACGAGUCAGAGUCUCAAGGCGUUGUUUGAAGGCGGCGAGUACACUUACGCCGGGUGGAAAGAUGUGCCGUCUUGGUAUAUCGGGACUACGGAGGAUCGGGGAAUACCAGUGCUGGCUCAGCGGAUGACAGUUGGUAUGGCGAGAGAAAUGGGGGCUAGUGUGGAGCAUCGAGAGCUGCAAACGAGCCAUUCGCCUUUUCUGAGUCAACCUGUGUUAACGGUGGAGAUCAUUUUAGAGGCCGUCGAUGCAUUUAGCCACUCAAGGAGCAACAAGCCUAAGCUGGCCGUUGAUGGAGGUGAUAAGGCGAUAGUUGUGCCGGGUACUGCCCUCUUUAAACCUUUGACAUGGUUCAAAUUUGGACUGCCGAUGGCCUUUGGCCAUGCGGAGAUCCUCUCGGGAUCUUAG